AUGCUCGCCCUCGAACACCCACCAACCCAACUUCCCCCACCACCAACCUCCCUAACCUCCCUCCCAAACGAACUCCUCCUCGAAAUAAUCCCCCACAUCUACACCACCCCGCACGCCCUAGCCUGCAUCUGCCUAACCAGCGCCCACCUAAACGCCCUAGUAAAGACCUACGAAAAGACCCUCGUGCAAGCCAUCCUCCGCCAACAAUCCCGCACAUCCCUCCGCUUAUUCCCAGGCCUGCGAACAAAAACCUUCAAAGACCUCUCAACCCUGCACACCCGUCUGGCAAAUCUCUCCACUCUACAUAAUCAAUGGCUACAAAUCACCUCCCACGGUCCCGAACUCCACUGGCUCAAAGAAGGGCGCUGGGAGACAAUCCAUAAAGCUGGGACGUUUUGCGCUGGGGAUGUUAUGCAGAGGAGUGAUGUGGAGUUGGCGUUUGAGGAGAUGUUGUUGGAGUUUGGACCGGAGUUUUUUGGGGCUAUGUUGAAGGCUGGCAAGGUGGAGAUGAAGAUUAGGGAGGGGGAGGGGUUGGAUGAGGGGGGUUGGGCGGUUCGUGCUCUAGAGAAGGAAAUCGCUGGGAUGGUUGAGCGACAAUUACCUUCCCCUGAUGGGUUCCCCAAACCACCUACCUUGACUUCCUGUUUGAGGAGAGCUUUCGCUGCCAAGUUGGGAUGUCAUAUUAGUCAGAAUGUGGGCAAGAUGUGGGAGAUUUUGUCGUCGAYGAGUUUUGAUGAGGUGGAUGAGGAGAAGUUGGUGAUGAUUAUCAACGGGGAGGAAAUCAAGGGGGGGAUGAAGAGGAUCUUUUGA
Ramularia collo-cygni is the source of this 810-nucleotide messenger RNA. RefSeq lists its product as uncharacterized. NCBI's taxonomy places the organism in Eukaryota, Fungi, Ascomycota, Dothideomycetes, Mycosphaerellales, Mycosphaerellaceae. Bases 1 to 810 code for a protein of 269 amino acids. The transcript is spliced from 3 exons. The record is from RefSeq and is a predicted model, not a curated record.